Molecule: messenger RNA, 1645 nt
Organism: Lolium perenne
Lineage: Eukaryota; Viridiplantae; Streptophyta; Magnoliopsida; Poales; Poaceae
Source: RefSeq, a predicted model, not a curated record
UCCUCAUACCUAUCUCACUCCCCCAUUCUUUUCCAUCAACACCUUGACCUCUUGAAUUGAUUUUAUGCCACCAUAUUCACCAUUGGUGUUGUAUCUGUACUUCCAUCACUACCCCUCUAAACCUUGGAUCUAUCUCUUUCCAUCAUUUGUUUGCCACAAACAAAGUGAUAACAAAUUUUCCUUUUAAUGCAUAUCACUCUCACUCUCCAUUUCUAUCUCUAUGUCUCAACCUCCAUCAACAUUACCUCCUCAACAUCAUGCACAUGGAUGAUGUGCAUCUCUCUCUCAUUGUUCAUUUUUGUUUGGCAAGAAUGGAGCCGGCCAAUUUGUGUUUGCAUUCAAAAUUCGGCCAGCACUAUCUCCCCUUUUUCUUCUUAUACAAGCCAUGCCUCCCACCUACCCCAAUCCAUAAAUGGGCAGCCUCCCAACCAACUCAAUCAAUGAGGAGGCUACCUCCCAACCAACUCAAUCAAUGAGGAGGCAGCCAACCCACCCCCUCUCCCUCUAUAUAAAGGGGCUUGGCAGCCCACUCCCUCCUCACUUGCUCUCAUUUCCCACUCUCCACUCCUCUCCACUCCUCUCCUUUGCCUCAUUUCUUUUCACUCCCUACUAUUUCCUCCACUCCCUCACACUCUCCUCCUCCACUUCCCCACGAAAAUGGUGCUCCCCUUUGCUCCCAUGGCCGGCCAUAGCCAUGGCAAGCCACCAAGAUGAAGCUCUCCCCCUCCCUCAAGCUCAUCCUCACCAUGAGAGCCUCCCUCUCCUUCUUCUCCCUAACCUUAGAUGGUUUAAUCUCCUCUUCUUCUCCCUCCAUUGCUAAGAUUGGAUCUUGAUGCAGGUGCAUGUUGGUCCAAGCAUGGAGAAGAUUCUGGUACGAUCUUGUAAAAUCCGCCAAAUCUCGUGUGCAGAUCCAAAUCAAGUGGUUCAAAGUUCUGCAGAUAGAUCAAGAUCUAGUCAGAUCUGACUUUGUCGAAUUAAAUCAGGAGAUUGGAAACGAAUUUUUGAAUGAAACCAGUUGGGGGAUGUUUGGUUUAUACUAUGGUGAUAACCGAGAGAGGCAAUUGCUAAGUUGUGAUACUCUCAUACCUUUACUAGACGCGAGCAAUUCCGGAGAAGAAGAAGAAGUGGAAUUGGACAAGGAUUUUAUUUAUAUUGUUGGGAUUCUUAUAUUGAUGGAGUUGAAGAAGUACGGGGACAAAUAAGCCAAGGCAAGCCAUCUUUUGAUCUCCGAUCCGGUGUCUAGUUGGAUGUCAUUUGUUGAUGUUCAAAGCGCCUUCAUUCUAUGUGUGUUAUUAUCUCUAUUUAUGUCAUCUAUGUGUGAUUGCAAGUGGGGUACUCCCUAGUGGUGAUGCUCCACUAUUGUCCUUGUGUUAUGGGAUGCAUGGUAACAUGGCCGUGCUAUUCCACUUGGUGAUCUUGUAUGCUCAACUUGAGCAUGUUCCAUCUCAAGAUAUUAACUUACACCACACCCACCCCCUUUGUAGUAUAGAGGUAUCAAUGUCAUGAUCUUGGUGUAUUCUCAACUUGAGAGGAGUAUGCCGUGUACCAUCUUGGAGAAUAUGUUGGAUAGUGACACUCCACUAUCUAAGUUGUGUAAUUAGCACCACAAAUCUGAGAGUAUAUUCCUCCUUGUGUUGUCAUAAUA